GAUUGAAUGGACCAACUAACCUACGAAUCAGUAAUAGUCUAGACUCUCCUCUAUCAACAAUAUCUGAAACACUUAUAACAGUAAACAAUGACUUUCCAUUAGUUACUGUGGAGAUCAAUGCUUCUACCCAACCAAGUGUUGCAAUAACAUCAAGUAUAACUGAAAAUAUUUUGGAAGCUUCUGUUUCAAUUAUUUUAUCUAAGACUUUCCUUUCUCCUACUAUUUUUUCACAUAUGCUCUCUUCCUCAUCAUCAUUCUCACAUGAAUUGUCAAAUGAAUCAAUCAAUGUUCAUGAUACUUUACUAAAUGUUGCUACUGAAACAAUGAACGACAGACUGACAGCCAAAGUACCUAGUCCCUCACCCACACAUAGCACGAUAAAGCCGACUAAUUCCUUAAUAUCCUCCACUAGUACAUUUGUCAUAUCAUCAACUGUACCACUCACUCCAACCACUCAAUCAAGUGCAUCAUUCCUAGUUGGUGGAAUUAUAGUGGCAGUGGUCUGUAUAAUUCUUGUAUGUACAUGUCUACUAAUAAUAGCAUGUAUUAUUAUUGUUUGUGUGAGGAAAAGAUCAAAAUCAUCAUUUAAAAGUAAUCCUGAGGAACUAAGCACAUCUUUAAAGAUCUUAACAACAUCUACAAAUGAUGAUCAUGAUACUAAUAUUGAUACCCUGAAGGAUAAUCCAGCAUAUGUUACAACUACUGGAUCUACUUCUGGAUCUACAACACUACAAGAUAAUCCAGCAUAUGUUACAACUACUGGAUCUACAACACUACAGGAUAAUCCAGCAUAUGCUAGUACUAGAAACACAGUAUCAGUGGAUGAUGAUACUCUGUAUACUUAUGUGAACAACAAUAGCUCUAAUUUAUACAGCACAAUUAAUUUUUAGCCUCUAUUCUUAUUAUAUUGUCUCCUCUCUUUGUAAUGCAAUUUAUUGAGUUAUUUGUACAUGUAC
Amphimedon queenslandica is the source of this 956-nucleotide messenger RNA. RefSeq lists its product as uncharacterized. NCBI's taxonomy places the organism in Eukaryota, Metazoa, Porifera, Demospongiae, Haplosclerida, Niphatidae. Bases 234 to 890 code for a protein of 218 amino acids. The record is from RefSeq and is a predicted model, not a curated record. The transcript is spliced from 4 exons.